Messenger RNA from Rotaria sp. Silwood2, 834 nucleotides. Lineage: Eukaryota; Metazoa; Rotifera; Eurotatoria; Philodinida; Philodinidae. The record is from the annotation of a GenBank genome assembly.
AUGCCAAUCGUCGAUGCACAUUGUCAUUUGGAUGAUUUCUUUAGUAAUCGUUUGUUCCUCGAGUCAUUAUCGGCUUCUAAUGUUCGUAAAGUCUAUGCAGUGUCCAACAAGCACAAAUAUCAAAAUUGGCAUAAACUUAUUUAUAUUGCAUGUGAAAAUAUGUACGUGUAUGAAAGUUUCGGGAUUCAUCCCAAAUACCUUCCCGAACACGAUUUAAAUGCAAAACUUAUUCAGCUAAAAAGCAUUGUUAGUAAAAAAGAAAAUCCAGUAUCAGGUAGACCAAUAGUUGGUAUUGGAGAAGUCGGUUUAGAUGAGACUAGUAAAUUUUCUAUAAUGGAUCAAAAAUUAGCUCUCGAAAGUCAGAUUAUUAUAGCUCGUCAAACAGGUUUACCGUUAAUCUUACAUUGUCGUGGCCAUUCUCUUUUUCGUCCUUUAUUUGAUUGUAUUUCGUCUCUUUUGCCAACAAAUCAUCCAAUUCAAUGGCAUUGUGUCAAAUCUGACAGUGAUUUGACUGUAAUAGAUAAUUUUAUUUUUUCUUUUCCGAAUUCAGCAAUCUCUCUCAAUGGGGGAACAACAUUAAUAAAGGAUAUCGAUCAGGAUAAAAUAUUUAAAAAAUGGAUCAGAAACCAUCCGAAUAUACUUGAUCAUUUAGUUCUUGAAACUGAUUGUCCUUGGCUUUGCCCUCAGGGUCUUUCUAUUCAGGAAUAUAAUCCUUGUACAGGAAUUUUUGUAACAUCCAAAUGGGUAGAAAAUACAUUGAGAGCUCCAGGAAAAAAUGCGUCAAAAAUUAUUCAGAUCGCGAACCACAAUGCUCAAAAAAUUUUUCGAUUCUAG